Messenger RNA from Vicugna pacos (alpaca), 1990 nucleotides. Lineage: Eukaryota; Metazoa; Chordata; Mammalia; Artiodactyla; Camelidae. The record is from RefSeq and is a predicted model, not a curated record.
GGCGCGGAAGAUGCGCGCCACUUCCGGCCGGGCUCCUAACAACGGGGGAGGCUGGUAACCAGGGAGGGGGGGAUGGCGGAGCGGGCGCAGGAGCCCGAGGCGGAGGCGGAGGCUGAGGCGGGCGCAGGCGGGGAGGCGGCCGCCGAGGAGGGCGCGGCGGGCCGCAAGGCGCGGGGCCGGCCACGACUCACGGAGUCGGACCGGGCCCGGCGGCGGCUCGAGUCCCGGAAGAAGUACGACGUGCGGCGCGUGUACCUGGGCGAGGCGCACGGGCCCUGGGUGGACUUGCGGCGCCGCAGCGGCUGGAGCGACGCCAAGCUCGCCGCCUACCUCAUCUCACUGGAGCGCGGCCAGCGUAGCGGCCGCCACGGGAAGCCUUGGGAGCAAGUCCCCAAAAAGCCAAAGCGAAAGAAAAGGCGGCGGCGCAACGUGAACUGCCUGAAGAACGUGGUGAUCUGGUACGAGGACCACAAACACCGCUGUCCCUACGAGCCGCACCUGGCCGAGCUGGACCCCACCUUCGGCCUGUACACCACGGCUGUGUGGCAGUGCGAAGCCGGACACCGCUACUUCCAAGACCUGCACUCACCCCUGAAGCCGCUCAGUGACUCGGACCCCGAGAGUGACAAAGUGGGCAACGGCCUGGUGGCUGGCAGCUCCGGCUCAUCCAGUUCCGGCUCCGGCUCCGACUCCGAGGAGCCCCCUGAGGGCCAGCCAGCCAAGGCGACAGUGGCAACAGCGGCAGUCACCCCCACCAGCCCGGCGGGCAGCAGUGGUCUCAUCACACAGGAGGGCAUGCACAUCCCCUUCGAUGUCCAGCACGUGGAGAGCCUGGCCGAGCAGGGCACCCCUCUGUGCCCCAACCCAGUCAGCAGCGGGCCCGAAGCCCUGGAGACAGUCGUGUGCGUGCCAGUGCCCGUGCAAGUGGGCCCGGGCCCUGGCACCCUCUUUGAGAACGUGCCCCAGGAGGCACUGGGCGAGGUGGUGGCCAGCUGUCCCAUGCCAGGCAUGGUGCCCGGUUCACAGGUGAUCAUCAUUGCCGGCCCCAGCUACGAUGCCCUCACGGCCGAGGGCAUCCACCUCAACGUGGCAGCAGGCAACGGUGCCCCAGGAGGGGGCCUGGGCGACGAGGUACCCUGCGCCAUGAUGGAGGGUGUGGCGGCCUACACCCAGACACAGCCUGAGGGCAGUCAGCCCAGCACCAUGGACCCCACCGCUGUGACGGGCAUUGAGACCAAAAAAGAGAAGGAGGACCUGUACGUGCUCAAGAAGGAGGAGAAGGAGGAGCCGGUGGCCCCAGAGCUGGGAGAGCUGGCCGCGACGGUGCCUGAGAGCGCAGAGCCGGAGGCAGAGGCAGACGGGGAGGAGCUGGAUGGCAGUGACAUGUCAGCCAUCAUCUACGAAAUCCCCAAGGAGCCCGAGAAGAGGCGGAGGAGCAAGCGGUCGCGAGUGAUGGAUGCCGAUGGCCUGCUUGAGAUGUUCCACUGCCCCUACGAGGGCUGCAGCCAGGUCUAUGUGGCCCUAAGCAGCUUCCAGAACCAUGUCAACCUCGUGCAUCGGAAAGGGAAGACCAAAGUGUGUCCUCACCCUGGCUGCGGCAAGAAGUUCUAUUUAUCAAACCACCUGCGGCGGCACAUGAUCAUCCACUCAGGUGUCCGUGAAUUCACCUGCGAAACCUGCGGCAAGUCCUUCAAGAGGAAGAAUCACCUUGAGGUACACCGGCGCACGCACACAGGAGAGACGCCUCUGCAGUGAGUGACGGGUUUCCGGUGAGGGGCUGGAAGGGAGGGCAUCCCGGCCUGGACCUGCACGGGGCAGCUCGCUUGGGAGGGCUGCGACCCAGCGUUGCCUCUGCGAGGAUUCCCUGAGCGCUCCCACCCUGGCUGGCACCUCCCUCUUCGGGGGGCGGUCCCGCCCUAGUGGUUGGGCCCCGCCACCGAGGCGGCCCCUUCCGCUCUGACCCCGCCCCCGGUGCCUCCCCGCCGGCGUC